CACAUUUGAAUUGUAGAAAUCCUUUUUGUCUUCCACAAAAGCAAAAAGCUAGAUCGAGUAAAAGAUGGCCGGAGGUGGGAGUGGAAGAUCAUUGGAGGAAACGCCGACGUGGGCUGUUUCCGUGGUGUGUUUAGUUUUGGUUGGAGUUUCCAUCCUCAUUGAGUACAUCCUCCAUCUUAUAGGAAAGUGGUUGAAGUUGAAACAUAAAGUAGCCUUAUAUGAAGCUCUAGAAAAGAUCAAAUCAGAACUUAUGCUGCUGGGAUUUAUAUCAUUGAUGCUAACUGUGUUGCAAAGCCCAAUUUCGAACAUAUGCAUUCCCGCGAGCGUCGGAAACACGUGGCUUCCGUGCAGCAAAAAGAGAGCACAAAAGUUGGAGGAGUCUAAAGCCUUGGAACUGUCGCUGCCGGGCGAUAUUGACGGCCGCCGGAGACUUCUCGUCAGCGGAGGAACGCGGCGUGUUCUGGCAGCUGGAGCUGACAAAUGCGCUCUUAAGGGAAAAGUGCCGUUAGUGUCUACAGAUGGAAUUCAUCAGUUACAUAUAUUCAUAUUCGUUUUAGCCGUUUUUCAUAUCUUCUAUUGUGUCACAACUUUGGCUUUGGGGCGAGCCAAGAUGAGAAGAUGGAAAGCAUGGGAAAAAGAAACAAGAACGGCAGAAUACAAAUUCGCUCAUGAUCCAGAGAGAUUUCGGUUUGCUAGAGAGACAACAUUUGGAAGAAGACAUUUGAGCUAUUGGACAACAAGACCCAUUCUUCUCUGGAUAGCUCAUUUGACACCUCAAACUGCGACGAAUUUCGAUUUUCAAAAGUAUAUCAAAAGAUCACUAGAAACAGAUUUCAAGGUCGUUGUUGGAAUCAGUCCUCCGAUGUGGCUAUUUGCAGUUUCCUUUCUUCUGUUCAAUACUCACGGCUGGUACUCUUAUUUAUGGCUUCCGUUUCUUCCCCUAAUUAUUAUAUUGUUGGUUGGUGCCAAGUUGCAAGUGAUCAUCACAAAGAUGGGGCUAAGGAUUCAGGAUAGGAAUGAAAUUGUAAAGGGAGUUCCAGUGGUUGAGCCGGGUGAUGACCUGUUCUGGUUCAACCGUCCGCGACUCAUUCUGUUUCUCGUUAGCUUUGUUCUUUUUCAAAAUGCAUUUGAAUUGGCCUUCUUCGCUUGGACUUGGUAUACAUUUGGAUUGAGGUCAUGCUUCCAUGAGCAUUUGGAGGAUAUCAUUAUCAGAUUCGCUAUGGGCAUUAUUAUACAGGUUCUGUGCAGCUAUGUAACCCUUCCUCUCUAUGCCCUUGUAACGCAGAUGGGUUCAAAUAUGAAACCAACCAUUUUCAACGAGAACGUCGCAAGGGCAUUGAAAGGCUGGCAUCACACAGCGAAGAAACGAAUAAAAGAUCAUAACAAAAUUGAGAGCGCUUCCGUGACACCUACAUCAAGCCGUCCGGGAACACCUUCUCGGCACGGCAUGUCUCCGGUGCACCUCCUCCGCGGCCACGGCUUCUACCGAAGCGAGAUGGACGCGGCGAGUAGUACUCAAUCAAUUGGGCGUGAUAAACCCGAGUUCGACGACUUAUAUGAGCAUUGGGGACGCAGUGAUGACAAUGGUGGUGGCUCACAAUCUCCGCCACAUUUCGUUGCCAGCCAUGUUGAUGGAAGACAAUCACGAUAUGGACCAUCUUCUUCUUCGAACAAUAUAAUUCAACAAGAUGAUGGUGAUCAUGAUGAUGUUAAAAAUAUUAAUGAUGAUCCCACCAACUUGUUGGAGCUGGUUCGUGUCCCUUUGCAGAAACACGAAAUCAUCAAUAUUGAGGAACAAAGUGAUUUUUCUUUUGUUAAGAGAUUGAACUAAAAUGAUGGAAAUUGUCUACAAUUUAUAAUUAUUGUACAGAAUAUAAUUUCACUU
Cuscuta epithymum is the source of this 1885-nucleotide messenger RNA. NCBI's taxonomy places the organism in Eukaryota, Viridiplantae, Streptophyta, Magnoliopsida, Solanales, Convolvulaceae. The record is from the annotation of a GenBank genome assembly.